GAACCCGGUUUUAAACUGAACAGAAUUUUUUUGUUUGGACCAAGAUUUCAAACAUAUAACUUAUAUUCAAACUUGGUUUAAUUUAGAUUGAAAAAUUUCGGUCAUCCGGAUCGAACAUAGUUCCGCCACCCUGCAUGUCAUAAAGAUAUACCCAUUAGAUAAAGCGGCAAUCCAAAACAACCCAGGAAGAAAACGAGUAAACAGGUACACUUCCUCUAUAUGCAUACGCUUGUUUUUGCGCGAUGGUUUGGGGUUCCUAGUUUCAAGUUUGAUUUUUGAGAAUGACCAAAUUAUCUUAUUCUUUUUCUGGUGAGCGAUAUUUAUUAUCACAUCUGCUGUCAUUUAAUACUGAAUCUGCGUAGUUUUUGGAGUAGAUUUGUUUCUUAAUAUGCUGCCGAUUUGCCAUUUCUUUUUACCAUUUUUUUUUUGUCUUUUUAUUCCAAGUUUUUGAAGUGGAAAACUUCCAUCUAUGGCCGGCUCCUAGUCUGGAUGACUAAAUUUGCCCUCCAAGAAGCAUACUGGGUUCUCUAUAAAAUGACAAGCAUAUCCUGCUUCGUCAAAUCACAGAGUGCAUAAUUUGCAGCAAAAUAUCACUGUUAAUGAGAUCGUUUUAGUCUACUCAAAUAACAGGCUUUUUUAUUUUUUAUAUAUUGUUUUCGCGGUUAAUGAAGGUUUGUGUUUUGUAAUCAGGAGUGAAGAUGGUGGAAAAGGUUGAGAAGGAAACAUCACACUGGUGGUGGCUAGAGACUCACAAGAGGUCCAGACGCUCACCAUUGCUCCAUUCCACUCUUGCUGAGCUAGACAUGAAGACAAAGGCAAUGCUGAAAUUGAUCGAGGAAGACGCAGAUUCCUUUGCCAAACGAGCUGAGAUUUUUUACAAGAAAAGGCCACAGUUAAUCAGCAUGGUUGAAGAUUUCUAUCGGGCUCAUCGCUCCUUAGCAGAACAAUAUGAUCUAGUGAAGUCUGAUUCCGCAGCUCGCCUCCAGAAAACAUUUCCGCCCCCGAUUUCUUUAACUAAAUCCCAAUCUGAAAAGUUCACUACAAUGACUGGACAAAUGUAUCCUAGCUUCUCUGAGAAUUUUGAUCCUGAGGAGUCUGCGUUGUCUGAAGUUGAGGAUCAUAAACUGGAUAGUGAAAUCCAAGUUUUUGAAGAAACAAAAACUUACAUAGUUUCUGGCAGGAUUUGCAAUGAUGAAGUGGCAAAAUUGAGAGAGGAAAAAGAAAAACUCAAAGAAGAGAACCGGAUUCAGAGGGAUCAACUUCUGCAGAAAGAUGAAGAGAAAAGGAACGUAAUCAGACAUCUCAGUGUAGCCGUGGAAGUACUCAAGGAGGAGAAUCUGAAGCUGAGAAAGGGAAUUGCUAGAGACUCUCCUACCAAACUGUCCCCAUUUGAGUUCAACAAACUGAAGUGGAAAUUUUUCGGCGGAUCUCCAAGUUCCUGAAUAGUAUAUAUAGAAAUUUCUUCAGCCUAUUGUUCUUACCCUCUAGAUAUAUAGAUUGUGAGACAGGGUAGAUUAAUAUGUCAAAUACAGCUUCUGAAUAGUGUAUGCAGAAACUUGGUAUAGUAAGUAAUGUUUAUCUGUUAAUGUUUUUACCCUCCCUGCUAUGUAUAAUAUCCUUCCCCUCUCACUGCACUCAUUAUCACUGCAUUCAGUGUGCCGUGGUGCGACCAGUUUUGACGAUCCGAGAUUUACGUUCACCCAGCUAUUCAAAGGACAUGCUGGGCCAAGGAAAAUUUACUGUCAUGUAAUUCUCAAAUGCCCUCAGUAUUCACUCCCAAGUAGAAAUGUGUGUACAAGGACAAGUGACACCAGCUUUAUUUAUCUAUAGUAAUAAAAUUUGAAACAUUAUCCUAUCACAACUCAGCAGCAACAAUGCCACACACUUCAAUUCACCUAACAUGGCCACUAAACCAUAGUACAAUACAAGAGGACAUCUACAAAACAUUAAAAGAAAGAAAGUGGAACAACCACUAGUAGCAAUAAUGGAAGCUUCCCAUCAAUAAUACCUUACAUACCAGAAAGCUGAAUUAAGCAGAAGCACAGGAAACCAACAAAGAAAACCAAAUUCACAGGUCCUGAUGAAACUGAGGAAGAAGUAGGCAGAGCUUCUGAUGGUGGGAAUGCCCCCAAACCAUGUCCAGGAGCUAGUAUGUUAUCUGGGUUUGGUGGGCUUGGGUUUGAAGAAAUAAUAGGUGGUGAGGACUCAGUUGGAGAAGGUGACAGAUUAGUAGGAAACAAAGGUUCAAUGUCAGGUGACAAACCUGGCGGAGAAGCCAUUGGAGCACCUGGUAGAAAUGCAGGAGCAGCAGAUAUGGUAGAGAAUUGUGCAUUGACUACUGCUGGAGAUGCCAAUGCAAGUGAAGUGAAA
Molecule: messenger RNA, 2370 nt
Organism: Tripterygium wilfordii
Lineage: Eukaryota; Viridiplantae; Streptophyta; Magnoliopsida; Celastrales; Celastraceae
Product: protein NETWORKED 3C-like
Exons: 2
Coding region: 699-1442 (247 amino acids)
Cellular component (GO): vacuolar membrane
Molecular function (GO): actin binding
Source: RefSeq, a predicted model, not a curated record